AUGUGGCUUGAUAAUUGGGGCUCUGGUUGGAGGAAUCAGUUUGGCAAUCGUCAUUACAUUUUAUUUGCAAGGUUAUUUUUAGCUUCCGCUACAACGAUUCAAACGAUCACUACUUCAACAAGUACAACCGCUACGUCUGCCACUCCUCAAACAACAACCACUACAACCACGACAGCAACUACAACUACAACCACUGUAACAACUACUACAACUACAACCACUGUAACAACUACUACAACAACAGCUACAACAGCUUCAACUAUACCUGCACCCCUCGCAGUGUGCCCAACUAGCAAUGAUACAGCGAAUAGCUAUCUUUCGCCUGGUGCACUGCUAUUCAGCACAUAUACGGUAAAUAUUGCAUGCACCAGUUACAUUCGGGUAGCAUGGCUUUAUACUGCCCAAUCAGCAAGUGAAACAAUAACCAUCGAUACAUACAAUGUUCCUGCCACUACUUAUAUAGAUGACGUGUCUGUUAUCGAUAUGAACACCUCUCAGGAAUUACUUACUAAUGGUGGAUUUGAAAGCGGAGCAGUAAUUUGGAUUGGCAGCGCUACUAAUGACAUAACAUCAGGCGGAAGCAGCUGCUAUGGCGGCAGCUGGUGUUAUAGUGAUGCCGCAAUCACGCCACAUGGUAAUAUAUCUCAAUCUUUUUCAACAACUGCUGGGCAUACAUUAUCAAUUAGCUUUUAUAUAUCAUGGAGCGGUACUGGUGUUGUUUAUAAUUGCAUUGGAAUAACUCCUUGA
Molecule: messenger RNA, 747 nt
Organism: Rotaria socialis
Lineage: Eukaryota; Metazoa; Rotifera; Eurotatoria; Philodinida; Philodinidae
Source: the annotation of a GenBank genome assembly